UCUGCCGGGAAGGGGUGUAUGGUGGAAGACCUAGAAUGGGAUAAGAACUACAUAACAGGUAACACAGCUCUAAACAUAUCCUGGGAGAACAGGUGAGGAGGGAACAGGACCAGAGUGUUAGAAACCAAACCAGCCUAAAAGGGAUGCAAGAGCAAGCCCCAGAGCAGUUUCACUUCCUUAGGGUGCCCUGCAAAGCUGAGCCCGACCCUGCAGCCCGAGUCCCUGGGCUGCCUUUGCGAAGACCUCAGCCCAGCUGCCUGCGGAGGGCAGAGGCCCAGAGACCACCAGCUCCGGAAGAACGAAGAAACUCAAGGCCAGAGACUCCGGAGCUGGGCAGCACCUGUCUGCAGGCGCCUUGGCUUCUGCGCACGAUGCUGCCUGCAGCGCCCGGCAGGGCGAGCGGGAGCCGGGAACAGAACUCGGGCAGCCCAGCGCCCCCAGAAAAUACCAAAGACAUUAUAAUGAUAUAUGAAGAAGAUGCUGAGGAAUGGGCUCUGUACUUGAGGGAAGUUUUUUCACACGUUGUGAAAAGAGAAGCAAUCCUGUUACACCGCUUGGAGAAUUCCUCUCUUCAGGAUUCGGAAUUGCUGAGUUUAAUCUCUUACAAAUGCAAACUUUUGAUACUAUCAGAUAGCCUGCUUGAAUACCUAACUCCAAAGAAAUGUCAGUUCCUGGAAAAGGUACUUUAUUCACCAGAAAGUGUGGUUACCCUGCUGUGUGGGGUGGCGAGUUCAGAUCAGCUCUACAAAUUGUUAAAUAUCUCUGGAGGCAGAUGGGAGCUCUCAACUGAGCAGGAGCCCGACUACUACAUCUCUGUCAUCGAGAGCAUCCUGUUCCAAGGUUCUAACGACUACCUUGAGGUCAUUCCAAUGGACGUAAGAGUGCGACAUUCUCGGGGAGUAAGUGAGACAAAGCAAACUGAAGAAUUACCUGAAGUUUCAGGAAGCAGCAGACCACUGGCAAUGGUGCUUCCCACUGAAAUCCCCUGUGAGAAUCCUGGUGAAAUAUUUAUUAUUUUGAGAGAUGAAGUAAUUGGUGAUACCGUGGAGGUUGUAUUUACGUCAGAUAGUAAAUGCAUUAAAACACGGCCCGCCCUGUGGAAUAAAACAGUCUGGUGUAUGAAAGCUUUAGAUUUUCCUGCUGGUUCUGUCAAUGUUGAUGUCUACUGUGAUGGAAUCAUUAAGGCCACAACGAAGAUUAAAUAUCGUGCAACAGAAAUGUCUGCGGGAUGCCCGUUGGGAGUGGCAGGUUCAGGAGAUGAUGUGUGUCAGAAUGACAUGAAAGAACUUGAUGAUGUUCUCACAUCCGUAUUCAAACAAGAGAUACCAUAUUAUAAAUUCCAAUCUCUCCAAACUGAAAUUAACCCUCAAAAAGAAUUUACUCAUUGCAAAGAACUUCCAACUCUUCUCCACGGUGCAGCAAAAUUUGGCUUAAAGAAUUUGGCUGUUCAUUUGCUUCAAUGUUCAGGAGCAACCUGGGCAUCUCAGAUGAAAAAUUUGGAGGGUUCAGAUCCGGCACACAUUGCUGAAAGGCAUGGUCACAAAGAACUCAAGAAAAUCUUUGAAGACUUCUCAAUCCAAGAAAUUAGUAGAAAUAAUGAGCAAGAUCAUGACUAUGAAGAGGAUAUUACCUCACUUUCUGCAUAUUUCCCCACCAUACAGAACCCAGCAUUUCAUCAUGAAAGUGGGCAGACAGACGGGCAGAGUGCUGAAGGAGCUGAGGCAAAUGAAGCAGCAAAGGAAGAAAAAGAGAAUGAGUCCGGCGCGGAGGCCAAGCACAGCCUACCCGAGGUUGACAGCAGGAGUUCCGAGGACCAAUGUGAUGACUUGUAUAUGUUCAUUCCUGGAGACAACCCAGAAAUCAAUUCACAAGAGCCACUCGUGAACGACAGACCACCUCUCCCCCCUCCACGACCUGCAGUUGCUGCCCUUCAACUGGAUAAACCUCACUCCACAUUACAAGGGAAUAUGUUGGAAGGCCAAAUGGAAAGAAGUUUAAAUUGGGGUGAUCCCAGUGCAAAGGAGGAAGUAGGAAGUGAACCUGAAGAAGAGGAAGAGAAGACAGAAGAUGAAAAGGAGCAGGAGGAGGAGGAAGAUCCAUACACUUUUGCUGAGAUCGAUGACAGUGAAUAUGACAUGAUACUGGCCAAUAUAAGUCCAAAGAAAAAAACGGGAGGUCGGUCUUUCAUUAUAAAUAGACCUCCUGCCCCCACACCUCGACCCACAAAUAUCCCUCCGAAAGCAGAAACCACACCCUACAUAGCUCAAGUGUUUCAACAAAAGGCAACCAGAAGACAAUCUGAUGGUGACAAGUUCCACGGUCCCAGGAAACAAGACAGACCUCGGAUGGAGAGUCAAGCCUUUUCCACUUUGAGGGGCUGCCUGUCUGCUGGACAAGAAGAACUCAUCCUCCUGCAGGAGAAAGUGAAGAACGGGAAACUGUCUGUGGACCAAGCCCUUGAGAAAUUUAAGCACUGGCAGAUGGGAAAGACUGGCCUGGAAAUGGUUCAGCAGGAGAAACUACGCCAACUGCGAGAUUGCAUUAUUGGGAAGAGGCCAGAAGAAGCAAAUGUCUAUGAUAAGCUCACCAUUGUACACCAUCCAAAUGGUAAUGAAAGUGUCCACAGUGAAAAUACUUUAUAUAGCAUACCCUUCGGCAAUAAGGCUCCUGCUCGAUUCCAAGUCGAAAAGGAAUUUGGCUUCUGUUGGAAAAAAGAUCACUAAGAAAGGUUAUUAUAAUGAAACAAGAAUCUGCAGACACUGUGCUUUCUGGAUGAAGCAAGUUUGUAUUUGCAUUGCCGGCUGUCUGCAGGGCAAAUCCGUGCUAUGAAAGAGAAAGCAGUCCUCCGGAUUUCAGAUUUUAUUAUUGCCACCAUUUAUUGACAUUGUAUCUGCUUCAGAUGGGCAUAUCAAGCCUAACAUUGAAUGCCAUAGAGCAAUUGCAUUCUUUGACAAUGAAAUUCUUGCGUUUUUCAAUGCACUUUCUCACUGAAGCAGCUAUUUUCCAUUUUGAAAAUCGAAGCGAAAGCAGAGCAGCAAAGUUAAAUGCUCUGUAUCAGUUAUUAGACCUGUUUUAGGCACUAACCUUAAUAAAUUACUCCUCCUGUCCUUAGAACAACCAUGAAAAUACAGAUUUGUUUAGUAUAUAUUUGCCUUUUAAGUGGCUGGUCCAUUUUCUGAACUUCUCAUAUUCAAAACUAUUAUUGUCACAUCAUGUUUGC
Messenger RNA from Molossus molossus (Pallas's mastiff bat), 3220 nucleotides. It is a transcript of the gene BANK1, whose product is annotated as B cell scaffold protein with ankyrin repeats 1. Gene Ontology annotation, molecular function: protein tyrosine kinase binding; signaling receptor binding. The record is from RefSeq and is a predicted model, not a curated record. The transcript is spliced from 17 exons. NCBI's taxonomy places the organism in Eukaryota, Metazoa, Chordata, Mammalia, Chiroptera, Molossidae. Gene Ontology annotation, biological process: signal transduction; B cell activation; negative regulation of B cell activation. Bases 144 to 2723 code for a protein of 859 amino acids.